AUGGAUCACUUUGCGGUCAGUUCUCGGUGCGUCCCACAAAAGGAAGCGUUGCACGUUUUGUGGACCCUGUUGACUGCUGCUACGCUCCACCUCGUCUGGGCUCAGCGCAACUUGGUGAAGUAUGAAGCCCCGACCUCCAAUCCCACCCGGCGCGUGGCGGCAGCUCAUGUUCCUCGGGUGGAUGACGUCCGUGCGCCGGUGGCUACGGCUCCAGCCCCCCACUGCGUGACGCGCCUCACAGUGAUCCAGUCCCCGCACAGGUUGCGCCGCCAGUCCGGCUACAGUGCGCUCUGGACACAGUACCCCCACUGCCUCCAACUCCAACCGUCGCCCCUCACCGCCUAA
Molecule: messenger RNA, 345 nt
Organism: Aphanomyces invadans
Lineage: Eukaryota; Oomycota; Saprolegniomycetes; Saprolegniales; Verrucalvaceae
Exons: 1
Coding region: 1-345 (114 amino acids)
Source: RefSeq, a predicted model, not a curated record